This is a messenger RNA of Neodiprion virginianus, 5142 nucleotides long. RefSeq names its product protein artichoke (gene atk). The transcript is spliced from 10 exons. Lineage: Eukaryota; Metazoa; Arthropoda; Insecta; Hymenoptera; Diprionidae. The record is from RefSeq and is a predicted model, not a curated record. The coding region runs from base 381 to 5105 and encodes 1574 amino acids. Gene Ontology annotation, molecular function: protein binding.
UUUAGGUUUUUAACGACCUAAGCGACGCUUUUAGAGAAAGGGAAGAUUUCCUGGAAGCGUCUCUUUACGGUGGAUGCAUAUCCACUUGGCAAUCCUUCUCCUCCUCCGCCCACCACACUCGGUGUUCUUCUUUCUUUGCCGUAUUUCUAUUUCGCACUAGUUUAACUCGAGAAGCACGCGUCAGAACGUCUCUCGGUACUCGGGUCAAUUUCACAGUAAAAUUGUGUUUUGCGAAAAUUCACGAAGAAUCUGAUCUCACGAGGAUUCCUACAAUUGUGCUGACGCUUCAGACCCGUUUAAUACAAUCUGACGUUGGAUACACUCUUCAGGCAUACAGAUUAAUGGGUCCUCAAACGCUGAGGUGACCAUCCAUAUGAACGAUGGGCAAACCUCCGGAGAAAAGGAUAUAUCAAUUCCUACUCGUGGUGUGUUUUCUGGGUCUGGGUUCGAAUGGGACGAUCGGACAAUUAUUGGAUAGCGAAUAUGGUUGUCCUCCGCAAGAAAAAAUCUUACCUUGUAGGUGCUCGACGAGAGAUAUGGAGUUUCAGAUAUGGUGCAGUCACAGCGAGUUGCCCAAAGUUCUUGAGGGCCUGGACGCUGUCAGUCAUUACGUUGCGCGGCCAAUCGACGAGAUUAUCUUGGAAAACAACAACUUGCCAAGCCUGCCAGGGAAAGUUUUUGCCAAUUUACGAGUCCUACGGUUAAUGUUACGAAAUAAUAGACUCGAGAGAGUUUCUUCGGGCUGGCUCGACGGCCUGUACGACUCUCUUCUCGAGCUGUUUAUCGUCGAACCAGACUUAAGAUCGCUACCGGUCGACAGCCUCGAUAAUUUGAGUGGUCUUGAGGCCAUAACAUUGCAAAGCAGGUCGAUGAAAAGGCUGCCGAAAUUUUCGGGACUCCCGAAGCUAAGAUACUUGCAAAUUAAUUCCCCAUCCUUGGCGGAACUGACGCCAGGGUACUUUAGAAAUUUACCAAGUCUUGAACAGUUUCACAUAUUCGGAAGUCAACGGUUGACCAGACUGGAGUCUGGAUUGCUGCAGGAUCUCCAAAGUUUGAGUUUAGUGAACAUAAGCGAAUGUGCAAUAAACUGGAUCCACCCGAGAGCGGUGAUAGGACUUCCGGAAUUGAAGGAAAUUUCUUUAGUCGGUAACGCUAUCGCGGACGCUACAAUGGUUGGACGCACAAUAAUAGAUUUGCCGAGGUUAUCCAUUUUGCGAUUAGACAGAAAUCACAUCAGUCGUUUGGGAGAGGCUUCCUUUGUCGAGUUACCGACGCUCAGUGAGUUGUACCUAUCCAGAAACAGGAUAUCGGAGAUAUUCCCUGGGGCUUUCCACAGAGUCCCGAUGCUGCGGACCAUUGAUCUGAACCACAAUGCGAUUCACAGAAUCCAUCCGGAAUUUUUCAUCCAGAGGAACGGUGGCUUAGAAGAACUUUGGCUCAUUAACAACGAUUUGGGCCAUAUCACUGAGCUACGAACAAUUUUGGAUGCAUUACCAAACCUGAAAUUCUUGGACAUGAGCUACAACCAACUUGAAGAAAUCCCGUUUGGGGCUAUCAGAGGACAUUCUACUCUCGAGAGAUUGCACUUGGAUCACAAUAGAAUCAACAUGGUUCAAAUGGAGGCGUUCGUUGCUUUGCCAGCUUUGAGAGAGCUCAGAUUGCGCAACAAUUCGUUGUCUAAUAUGCUGGAAGGACCUUUUUGGAACUUACCAGCCUUGAAGGGCUUAGAUUUGGCCGAGAACUACUUCCGAAUGUUGGAGCCACGUUUGUUGGCUAAUCUACCUAGUCUGCGACGGUUAGAUAUCAGCGGAAACGCCAUCGGUAUCGUCGACCCAGCUUCGUUCCUUGCCAAUCCUGCCCUCGAGCAUGUCAACCUCUCCGGUAAUGCCUUGGCCAUGAUUCACCCUCGGACUUUUGAACAUCUUGUCAAUUUGUACGAGUUGGAUUUGGGUUGGAAUAGAUUGUUUGAAAUAGUACCCGGCCUGCCACGUAAUCUCGAGUACCUUUACAUGCCUAUGAACCAAAUUUUGAACCUGCCGAUGCCAUCGUCCCCAUACCUGGCACUUCCUGCCUUGAGAUUACUGGACCUCAGUGCCAACGGUAUAAAGAGAUUACCGCCAGGCUCGCUGAGUACCUUGCCUAAUCUGAAGAGACUGAAGCUCGGCUAUAAUGCUCUUCAACACAUGGAGGACGGAGCUUUCGACGGUCUCUCGCGGAUGGAACAGUUGGACCUGCGAGAUAACCGGUUGGUUUCUCUACACGGUAGUUGCCUGCGAGGUCUGAGGAUGUUGGUUGACUUGAACUUGAGAGGCAAUCGACUGGAAUUAAUCAGACCGGAUUUAUUUGAAAGUAAUGCUCGCCUGCAGCGUUUGGAUCUCACCAGGAACAGAUUGGCGCAAAUACCUCAUACGGCAUUUGCUAAUACUCGAGACCUUCGUGAGGUGUACGCUUCGCACAACGCUCUGACAGAACUUCCAAGGUCGUUGCACGGUUUAACAGCCCUCCAAGUCCUUGACUUGAGUUUCAACAAGCUGAAUAUUCUAUCACCGGAAACUCUCAGCAGUCUGACUUCAUUGCUUGAACUGCGGUUGGUAAAGAAUAAAAUUCAAGAGUUGAGGGAAGGUGCGUUCAACAGACUUCCGAGAUUGUCUCUUAUCGAUUUGGAGAACAAUGACUUGCAGAUUGUCGAGAGAAACGCCAUAAGGGCUCUGCCGGAGCUCAUAGCACUGCGAUUGGGACAAAAUCGUCUCCAGAUGAUACCAAACGGUGCUUUUGUGGAACUACCUCGACUUCAAAGUGCCGAGCUCCAAGAGAAUCGCAUCGAGGAGAUAUCUAACAAUGCAUUCAUCAAUGUUCCUCAACUGUUGUUCCUCAAUUUAAGCCACAACCUGCUACCUAGUCUUGAAAAUUCAGGUCUAGAAAAUCUAAACUCGUUAGAAGUGUUGGAUCUCAGCCAUAAUCGUGUGGCACGUGUAUCGAGUAAGAGUUUAGCAGCCAUGGAAUGGUUGGUUGAACUGAAGAUCGACAACAAUAGAAUUUGUGCUAUUCAAGGUUCGCCUUUCGAUGACAUGCCACGAUUGCGGGUGCUCAGUCUUCGUCAUAACAGGAUGGCUUCUGUGGCGGAAAAUGCAUUCAAAAGAUUAAGAUCUAACAUAGCGAUUCUAGACAUUGAUGGUAACCCAUUGUCUUGCGCUUGUGGAAUGCUGUGGUUGAGAGGAUGGCUGCAGCAGGCAUCAGCUGAAGGGCCGCGUUGUGCUGAUGGAUCACUUUUCAGAGAGGUAAGAUUAUCCCGACAAGAUUGCCAGAGGGAAAGACAAAUCGAACCUACGGUGCCCGGAUGUGAAGCCGAAAUGAUUGAUGCUACCUCUUUGUUUGGGACAUCACAGGUGAAUUCUGCCUGGAUGAACCUACAGGGCAGUACGACACCGCUGCACCCUCUUCCCAACGAGUCAGAAUAUUUCUACGACGAAUACGUUGACUAUCCAUAUGAAAAUGCUAGUACCAUGACCCCAGACAAUUCCUCCGAUACUGUGACAACCAUUGCGUCGGCGGAGGAAUUGGCAAGUCUUCAAAUGACCUCCGAAACGCCUUCUGUUGUCACCGGUGGAACGCCAACGAUCUACGCAGCCACUGGUUCUGGUGCCGCAAACAUAAUCAACAGAACGACACUCAUGCCAACCAAAGAUGUCCCCCCGUCACCGAGUAGUUCUGGAUUUACGUUCUUUGGCGUGCCGCUACCCAGUCUGAACUUUAAUCUGUGGGGGAAUUCAGGAAGAAAAGCCGAUAGAAAAAGCGACUCUUUCAACCAGCCGGGGAGAGGUCGUAUACACUUAUUUCCUCCGACGGAGCCGGAAAUACACAGAGGCGGCUUCGUCCCGUUGCCUCGCGGUCAGAGCGGAUUUAUUCCCAUAGUUGACCCACAGCUUAGGUAUCAGAUGGAAACUAACAGGUCCGCGUACUUCUCCAAUAAAAAUGUUACCAUACAAAAAGAGAGUCAGAAUGGCGGCUUUCAGUUGUCGCAAACGCAGACGGCGAAGUAUUCGACCUCGUCAGAUGGAUCCCAUCGACCACAAAAUCGAACGGAGAAAUUACCUGAUCGAAACAGGGGUGAAAAAAAUACAUCGAAGCUACAAGGUCUCACGCUUUCCGUUAAAGAACAAUCAAAUGUAACGGUUCCCUCUUUACUGACGUCAAAGGACUUUAGAGGAUUUUCGAUCAAUGUUACGAAGGAUGUAAACAUAACAUCGUCUUCUGAAAAAGUUACGAAGAAAUUGGAAAUCGAUCAAACGUCGGUACCGUCGGAAAUCAACGAAGAAGAAAAUCUACAUUCAAUGACCAACGAAAAUGGUGCUAACGGCGAAGUCGCCAGUAAGAUAGUCUGGACCACUCCAAGUUCCAGCACAACCCAGUUACUGAAUAUUUCUUCCGCAGAAGAUAAUAAGGCACCGACUACAGUACGAGCAUCCAUUGCCAGCAUUAGGGAUAAAAGCAGCUUCUGGAAUUUUCGCGAUUGGUUGAAACCCAAGCAGGCUGUGCAAUCUGGUCUGAUAACCACUGUUAUGCCUGACGAUCUUGAAACCACCGGUUCUCCGGUAACUACAACGGAACACGAGACAAUCCUGACAACGAUCCAUCCCGGAAUGCCGUACAUGAUUUCUAUGACUCGAGACAAAGAAGCAUCACCUUUGUCUGCGUUAUUGGUACCUGGUGGACAAAUACCACCUUAUCGACCGUUGGGCCGAUCAACAAUCACCAAAGUUUCCUCACCCAGUCUCACUCCUGUAGCAGAACAGUAUCAAAAUAAUCAAAUGUCACCAGAGCUUGAAAAAUUAUUACCAGAAUAUCUGCUCAACAAUAACGAAAAGGAAGCCGACAAAGAUAAAUUCUCAAAAGACGACACGACACCAAAGUUGAUGGAACAAAUCAAUGGCAACGACGAUAAUGUAAGAAUAAUAGAGGACAGUUCUUUCAAUUGGUAUUUUCAACACUACAAUGACACGAUCUUGGAACCCUAUGUAGGAUUAGUCGACAGUGGUGCUGACCACGUUAAAAUUUUGAUCACUCUCUCACCUGUGACUUAUUUAAUAAUUUGUAGAUUAGUGUGAGCAUAAUAUUGCGGAAUAUAUUCUAUCGGCAACUGCA